AUGUCCCAAGAACAAUAUACAGAAAACCUGAAGGUUAUUGUGGCCGAAAAACUGGCUGGCAUACCAAACUUUAACGAAGAUAUCAAGUACGUUGCGGAGUACAUUGUCUUGUUAAUUGUCAAUGGUGGUACUAUUGAAUCUGUUGUCAAUGAAUUAGCUACUCUGUUCGACAGUGUUUCGAGGGAUACGCUAGCAAACGUUGUUCAAACAGCCUUUUUUGCUCUAGAAGCUCUACAACAAGGAGAAAGUGCUGAAAAUAUUGUAUCCAAGAUCAGAAUGAUGAAUGCCCAGAGUUUGGGGCAAUCGGACAUUGCGAAACAGCACCAAGAGGAGCAACAGCAACAGCAACAGCAACAGCAACAGCAAGAAGCCCAAGCCCAAGCUCAAGCCCAAGCCCAAGCCCAAGCUCAAGCUCAAGUUCAACAACCACUAACUCAACCUCUGGCACCGAACACAAUGCAGGUAGAUCCUCAUACAGCUUCUGCCCCUAUAUCGGCUUUCUCUGGUGUCGUAAACGCCGCUGCCCCCCCUCAAUUUGCACCUAUUGACAACAGCCAGAGGUUCACUCAACGUGGCGGAGGCGCUAUUGGAAAGAACCGUAGAGGUGGUCGUGGUGGGAACCGUGGAGGACGCAAUGGUAACUCUACCCGGUUCAACCCACUAGCCAAAGCACUAGGUAUGGCUGGUGAAAGUAAUACGAGCUUUGUUCCAACCAAGAAAGAAGGGCGUUGUAGGUUGUUCCCUCACUGUCCUCUAGGUAGAUCAUGUCCACAUGCCCACCCAACUAAAGUGUGUAAUGAAUAUCCGAACUGUCCAAAGCCUCCAGGGACUUGUGAAUUUUUACAUCCAAAUGAAGAUGAAGAAUUGAUGAAGGAAAUGGAAAGAACUCGUGAAGAAUUCCAGAAAAGAAAAGCCGAUUUAUUGGCUGCAAGAAGGAAGCCGGUUCAAACCGGUAUUGUUUUGUGUAAAUUUGGUGCUCUAUGUUCUAACCCAUCAUGUCCAUUUGGUCAUCCUACGCCAGCUAAUGAAGAUGCAAAAGUCAUUGAUUUAAUGUGGUGUGAUAGAAACUUAACCUGUGAUAAUCCUGAAUGUAGAAAGGCACACUCUUCUUUAUCUAAGAUCAAGGAAGUAAAGCCGAUAAGUCAAAAGAAAGCAGUUCCUCCUCCGGUCGAAAAAUCUCUGGAACAAUGUAAGUUUGGUACACAUUGUACUAACAAACGUUGUAAAUAUAGGCAUGCUCGUUCUCACAUUAUGUGUCGUGAAGGAGCAAACUGUACUAGAAUCGAUUGUUUGUUUGGUCAUCCAAUCAAUGAAGAUUGCAGAUUUGGUGUAGAUUGUAAAAACCUCUAUUGUCUAUUUAGACAUCCUCCAGGAAGAGUGCUUCCGGAAAAGAAAACUGCUGAGCCAAAUUCUAACGGUCCUACCAACGAAAGACCAUUUGCGCUGCCAGAAAAUGCAAACAUUGAAAAUGCCCCUUCACAAGUCAGUUUUCCCCAUCAGGAGCAAGAUACGGAAAUGAAUUGA
Messenger RNA from Saccharomyces mikatae IFO 1815, 1524 nucleotides. RefSeq names its product mRNA-binding protein NAB2 (gene NAB2). The coding region runs from base 1 to 1524 and encodes 507 amino acids. The transcript has a single exon. Lineage: Eukaryota; Fungi; Ascomycota; Saccharomycetes; Saccharomycetales; Saccharomycetaceae. The record is from RefSeq and is a predicted model, not a curated record. Gene Ontology annotation, molecular function: poly(A) binding; zinc ion binding. Gene Ontology annotation, cellular component: cytoplasm; nucleus. Gene Ontology annotation, biological process: regulation of mRNA stability.